Molecule: messenger RNA, 1836 nt
Organism: Lactuca sativa (garden lettuce)
Lineage: Eukaryota; Viridiplantae; Streptophyta; Magnoliopsida; Asterales; Asteraceae
Source: RefSeq, a predicted model, not a curated record
AAUUGUCACAUGAUAGCAUGUCUCUUAACCAAGAGGAAGUUGUUCGUCCCACUGCCAACUUUCAUCCCAACGUUUGGGGGGACCAGUUUCUAAUUUAUGAAGAGCAAGCUGAGGAAGAUGACAUAAAUCGAAUUGUCUGUGAUCUAAAAGAAGAAGUGAGAAAAGAUAUACUAGCAGCUUUAUAUGUUCCAAUGGAACAUACGAAACUUUUAAAACUAAUCGACACAAUCCAACGUCUUGGAAUAGCCUACUAUUUCGACGAAGAGAUUAAGCAAGCCUUGCAACAUAUCUAUGUGAAAUAUGGUGAUAACUGGAGUGGUGGUAGCUCUUCCGUUUGGUUUCGACUCAUGCGACAACAAGGGUUCUACGUUUCAUGUGAUAUUUUCAGUAACUACAAAGAAAAGAAUGGAGCUUUUAAGGAAUGGUUGACCAAUGACAUUCAUGAGAUGCUUGAGUUAUAUGAGGCAACAUAUAUGAGGGUGAAAGGAGAAGUUUUACUAGACGAAGCUCUUCUUUUCACAAAAACUCAUCUUGAAACACUAGCAAAGGAUCCUGUUCGGUGUAACUCUACUCUUUCAAUACAUAUACAGGAGACACUAAAGCAUCCUAUACAGAGAAGGUUGCCAAGACUUGAGGCGUUACACUACAUUCCUUUCUACCAAAAACAAGCGUCUUGUAAUGAGUCUUUACUUCAACUUUCAAAGUUUGGGUUCAAUCUACUUCAAUCACUACACAAGAAAGAGCUUAGUGAAGUUUCCAAGUAUAUAUACACCUCUUUCUUCUCUAGUUGCAUAUAUCAAUGUAUCGAUAUUUUAGUCUUCUCCAUUUGUAUUAAUCAAUAUUAUUGUAGGUGGUGGAAAGGUUUCGAUAUCCCGAACAAGGUACCUUAUACACGGGACCGAUUGGUUGAAUUGUACUUUUGUGCAAUUGGUGUAUACCCUGAGCCACAAUAUUCAUGUGCUAGAAUUUUCUUAACAAAAUUGUUUGCAAUGUCAACGAUGAUUGAUGAUACUUAUGAUGCUUAUGGUAUUUUUGAAGAGCUUGAAAUAUUUACUGAAGCAGUUCAAAGGUGGUCGAUUACAUGCUUAGAUGUGCUUCCAAACUACAUGAAACCAAUCUACCAAGGACUUAUAGAUGUUUACAAAGAAAUGGAAGAAAUCAUGGCAAAUGAGGGGAAUGUAUAUCGUGUCAACUAUGCCAAAGAGUUUACGAAAGAGUUUAUUAAAAGCUACAUGACAGAAGCAAAGUGGGUUAACGAGGGUUACAUACCAACCAUGGAGGAGAACAUGUCAUAUAGAUUAACAAGUUGUGGCUAUAGCAUGCUUACCGCAGCAUCUUUUGUUGGCAUGGGGGAUAUUGUCUCUGACGAGUCGUUCAAAUGGGUUCUCACGGAUCCUCCUAUUGUCAAAGCUGCAUGUGUAAUUUUUAGACUCAAAAAUGACAUUGCGUCUCACAAGCAAGAGCAAGAAAGAGUACAUGUUGCAUCUCUUGUUGAAAGUUACAUGAAGCAAUAUGAUGUCACUGAGGAGUAUGUCCAUGACUUGCUGUAUAAGCAAGUCGAAGAUGCAUGGAAAGAUAUAUCCCUUGAGACCCUCAUAUGUAAAGAUGUUCCGAUGCCUCUACUGACGCGUGUUAUCAACUUAGCACGGGUGAUAAACGUAUUAUACGAAAAUAAAAACCAUUUCACAAAUGUGGGAGAAGAACUGAUAGAAAUUAUCAAAUCUCUAUUUGUUCAUGAUAUGAGUAUGUAACUUAUGGAUGCACUCCAGAGUUGUUUAUCCGUUAUUUCAAUUUUCAAAUAUGGUUGAAUAAAAUAGUAAGUUAUUUGUUAUUGUA